GAUAUCAAAUUUAUAGUCUGAAAUUAUGACAAAUUAUAAUCCAAAUUGUGGUUAUUAUGAGGAUUACAGUAAUUACUACACAAACAACAUUUACCAACAGGAUUAUUGCAUGCAACAGGAUUACGAAUAUAACAAACAUUAUGACCUCUUUGAUGCAAAACUACCGCCAUCACAACGUUCAUCCGGUUUCCACAUAUCCGAUAUAUUAAAUUUGGAUGGUGCUGAUUUAAAGCAUGGAGUCGUGCCACAUCCGACGGCAGCUACAACUGAUAUUAGUCAUAAUAGUAACAAUAACAAUAAUAAUAGCAGUAAUAAUAACAACAACAAUAAUAGUAAUAGUAAUACGGAUGCCAAUAGCAAUCAUUUAACGCCAGCAACCGUGUUAGCUGGAGCGUCUGCAACUAUUUCACCCACAGAUAAUCACUCUACAUUAAAUACCAGUGCAACAAUUGAUGUUGGUAGUGCUCCAUUGAAUAGUGUCGAUCACGUCAGUAUACAUGGACCACCAUCCGCUAGUUCAGCCCAAGCGGCUGCCCACCUACUUGCUAGUCAUAAUGCUGCUGCUGCCGCUGCUGUGGCGGCUGGUCAAUAUUUACCAAAAAAUUUUCCCAAUUUCGGUGAUGAAAUGUCUUCAUAUCAUCAUAUGGCACACACAAUGCUAACACAUCCCGCAGGCCGUGGAGCGUGGAUUAAAGAAAAUGAUUUAUAUGGCAUACAACAACCUGCAAGUCCUGAUAGUACGUCGCCAGUUACUUCCGAAGUUUCGUACACUUACAUUGGUUCAAAUUGUCAAACAUCACCAGCCUUAUCUGCUGAUUAUAAAACCUAUAGCCGUUCAGCUGAUAGCGAUGCAUUAUCCGUCGGCGAUGCAACAAUGCACAUGCAUCCUCACACUGUGACGCAUCAAAUGCACAAGAGCAGUACCGGCGGUAAUAACAGUUGUACAGAUAACGCCAGUGGUAGUUCCUCAAAUCCUCAUGAUGAUAGUCUUAUUGAAGAUGGUAUCGAAGAAGAUAUAUUAGACGAUGAAAACGAUGGAGAUGGCAGUGGCAAUGGGUCUGGCAAUUGUGGUGAGACUAUGCCUAAUAAAAAACGUAAACGUCGAGUACUAUUUACUAAAGCGCAAACAUAUGAACUGGAACGACGUUUUCGGCAACAGCGUUACCUUUCAGCUCCAGAACGAGAACAUUUAGCCAGUAUAAUUCGUCUAACACCUACACAGGUUAAGAUUUGGUUCCAGAAUCAUCGUUACAAGACAAAGCGCGCACAAAAUGAAAAAGGCGUUUAUGAUCAUCCCGCCAUGCAUGGUCAUCCGCAUCAUCCAUCUGCAUUGCCAUCGCCGCGCCGCGUUGCCGUUCCUGUUCUAGUGCGAAACGGUAAACCAUGUCUAAGUGAUGGGACAAAACUACCACAGGACUGUGUUACAGCUUCCAUGCAAAAUGCCGCAGCACAUCACUUAGUCUUGAAUGGUGCAUAUCAACAUGCGGCAGCUGCUGCGGCGGCUGGAUUGCACGCACAUCCGCAUCAGCGUGGUUGGUGGGCCUAAUGUUGCUGCAACAAUAUUUCCUAAAGCCUUAAGGCGUGUGUUAUAAAUAACAGAGCCAGAGCCGACACUUUCGGCUUAAACAAACAAAAAUGCUGCUGGUUGGUCAUUUUUAAAGUUACUCACUGUAGUGUUUAUAAAGCCAAAUACAUGAAAAAUGGUUAAAGUAUUUAAAAUUUUGAGUAAAAAAGUAUUUAUGUGCAAAAAUGGUUAAGUCGUGCGACUUUUGAUAUAAAAGCGCUGUUCCAAAGCGACUCGAAUAUUGGACAAUAAUUAAAAAAAAAAAUUUAUAUCGGUGCAAUAUUUAAAAUGUAUUUAAAUAAUAAAUAAAAAUUUAUUCUAAAAUAUUUUAUUUAAUUAAUAACUAAAAAUUAAAAAUUUUUAGCUGUUAGCAAUAAUGAAACUGGAGCACCAUUGAAUUGUACAUAGAG
Teleopsis dalmanni is the source of this 1974-nucleotide messenger RNA. RefSeq names its product homeobox protein vnd (gene vnd). Gene Ontology annotation, biological process: regulation of transcription by RNA polymerase II; cell differentiation. Gene Ontology annotation, molecular function: RNA polymerase II cis-regulatory region sequence-specific DNA binding; DNA-binding transcription factor activity, RNA polymerase II-specific. Gene Ontology annotation, cellular component: nucleus. Lineage: Eukaryota; Metazoa; Arthropoda; Insecta; Diptera; Diopsidae. The record is from RefSeq and is a predicted model, not a curated record. The transcript has 3 exons. The coding region runs from base 26 to 1546 and encodes 506 amino acids.